ACCAGACGUCCGCGUGUUCCAGUGGUCCGCCGGCGUUCACACGGCUCCAUCCGUCUCAGUCCGAUAGUUUUCGAUAAUAUUUGCGCACGCGCGUGUGUGUGUUUUUCCGCGCGUAUGUGCCGCUAAUAUAUCACACGUUCGUUUCUCGUACGUAAUACGCGCGCGCAUUUAUCACGCGAGUAAAACAUUAUACGCCCGCGUGUGAUUUACGACCGUGCGCGCACUGCACUUGUCACUUCUUCGCGGUACAGCGAAAUAAUAAAAAAAAAAAAAUAUACAUAUUAUUAAUAUUCAAACGAGUUCGCACCGUUCGCGGUGUUCGUUGUGUUCGUAUUUUUUUUUCCGCCCGUUCGCGGAUUUAUCGGUGUUCCGCAAUCGAUUUGUUUUCCUCUCGGCUACUGCUCCACAUCUGCUGCUGCUGUUGCUUGUCCACCAACUAUCGCGCCAACCUCCGUUGCAGUUACAAGACGCGCGCACCUCACUGUUCUUCGGAUGCUUAAAUGAGAAUACCGGCGCGCACACAUGGACACCGUACAGAUUUUAUUCGUUGUAUCAGCCAUUUUCCUAUCCUGCGGGUCAGUUUCCGCUCAAGAUGAUUCGUCGUCGUUGACUUACCAGGUGUCCUCCGAUCGAGUAGUACAGGACACCAGUAAUUAUGUGGAAGCGCGUAACGUGGAACAAAAGUUUUUGAUCAAACAUAUGCUCUCGCCAGACGUAACGUGCAACGACGGAUCUCCAGCCGGGUUUUACUUGCGCCAAUCAAACUACAGCAAAACGUGGAUAGUAUUCCUUGAAGAGGGUUGGUGUUGUUAUGACAAACAGAGCUGCGACGAAAGAUGGUCACGAGCUGAAUUCCUUAUGUCGUCGAAAGAAUGGCCCGAGACGCGAUCAGUUGGAGGAAUAUUGUCCAGCAGUGCGAAUGAAAAUCCUUACUGGUGGCAGGCCAAUCAUGUUUUCGUGCCGUACUGCACGAGUGAUAUAUGGUCGGGUCGGAGAGCGGAACCCCAGCACGGGUCGAAAUUCACUUUUAUGGGCUCCAUAGUGAUUAAGCAAGUCAUCAGAGAACUAUUAACCAUGGGACUGGCCAAUGCCAACGCGCUCAUACUCUCUGGAAGCAGUGCCGGAGGCGUCGGGGUCAUGUUGAACAUAGAUCCUAUCCAAAAGAUGUUGAGGCAGUACAGCGGCAUGUCGGUUCACGGCAUCACCGACUCCGGCUGGUUCGUGGAGCAACGGCCGUACGUACAGGAAAGCCAGAGCUUGAUCACGCCCGACGCGUCACCCAUCGAAGCCGUGAAGCUGGGUAUACCCUACUGGCACAGUCAGAUACCGUCCCGGUGCCGAAACCUUUACAUCGACGAACCGUCCAAGUGUUUCAUCGGGCACAAGAUUUACCCCACACUGUCCGUUCCAUUGUUCGUGUUCCAAUGGCUAUACGACGAGUUUCAACUGAAAAACGACGUCGGCACACCGGUUACCAAACAGCAAUGGGACUAUAUACACAAGAUGGGCGAGAGCCUACGCAAGUCUUUGCUGAACGUCACGUGGGUGUUCGCUCCGUCGUGCGUGUCGCACACAGUGCUCACGAAGAAGGACUGGAAGAACAUCAAGAUUGACUCGGUGUCGCUGCCGUAUGCGUUACACUGCUGGCAGACGGGGACAAGGUUUACGAAGAUCAACGGGGGCAAGUCCAGAUCUGUGGGCGGCGGUGGCAGUCGAGUGAGCAGCAAUAACAGCCACCACGACAGAGCAGUGACCAGAAUCCGAAACAAACAUCGGCGUACGGCCGCGGAGAACACGUUGAAGAGAAGACAGAAGACGCGCCGCAACAAUAACGACGACGACAGCUACAACAACGGCAAUAUCAGCGGUCAACAACGGUCCAGAGUGAUCGAUGGAGUUGACAGGGUUCAUAGAAAACGUAGACGCCAUCACAAGAACCACGCUGGCUGUAAACAUCAGUUCAUCCAAAGCUGUACUUGGCCGCAGUGCAACCAAUCGUGCCCAAAACUUCAGAACCCCGCAACAGGCGAGGAGAUAGACUUCCUGGAGCUUUUACAGUCGUUCGGCGUGGACAUACCAAGUCUGUCGUCUGAGCUGGGAAUCGACAUGGAAUCGUUGACACACAUGGAUCACGGAGAGUUGCUCAACUUACUCACUCAACAGUCAAACUAAGAGAGAACUACUACAACUAUACUAUAUUCAUCCUCGUGACCAUCACACAAAACCAUCGGCGACCCAUCAACAGCAGUACAACCCUCCCCCCUUCCCCCAGGAGGACGAACGAGUCAACGCAGUUUCAAAAAUGUGUCGCCCACGUUAAAUUAUUACCAAAAAAUAAUGUUUGUAUGUUUUAAAAUUUAGUAUACGAAAUUGAGUCAAUUUUUUUUUAUUUUUCUUUAAUGUAUAUAAUAGUUAUUUGUAAAUUUUUUUUUGUUAAGAAACCAAACGUUACUGCUUUAAAUAGUACUUCGUUACUCAUAAGUACAAUUAUUCCUUUACGGGGCCAAUAAGAUUUUUCCAAUUCAAUACUGUAUACCAAACUACCUGUUCCUUAAUUUUUAAAAAUAGUUUAACACCUAAUAUUUAUGUACUUAAAAAUAAGUUGAUACGAUAAUUUAAUUGUACAUUUAAGAAUGCGGUCCUUGAAAUGGAACAAUACAAACCAUUGAAUUCAAUUUCAAUAGUGCAUGCUACUGAACUUAAUUUUGUGAGCCGCAUUCAUAACAUACUGAACCUAAAAAUACUAUAGAAAUAAGGAAUUACUAUUUUAGAUUCUUUAGGAGUUAAAAUUCUUAAAUUUUAAUUAAGACCAAAAGUAAAAAGGUGAAGUGUUCUAAACAAAUGGUUUUUUAAACACUGUUCACUCCUUUAGAAACCGUUUUUAAAUAAUAAGAAUUAAAAUUAAUAAGGUAAAUUAUAAAUUGAUUUGUAUAAUUUAUAUAACUACUAUCGA
Messenger RNA from Sipha flava (yellow sugarcane aphid), 2953 nucleotides. It is a transcript of the gene Notum, whose product is annotated as palmitoleoyl-protein carboxylesterase notum1. Lineage: Eukaryota; Metazoa; Arthropoda; Insecta; Hemiptera; Aphididae. The transcript is spliced from 12 exons. The coding region runs from base 523 to 2172 and encodes 549 amino acids. Gene Ontology annotation, molecular function: hydrolase activity. The record is from RefSeq and is a predicted model, not a curated record.